Molecule: messenger RNA, 1323 nt
Organism: Spathaspora passalidarum NRRL Y-27907
Lineage: Eukaryota; Fungi; Ascomycota; Pichiomycetes; Serinales; Debaryomycetaceae
Exons: 1
Source: RefSeq, a predicted model, not a curated record
GGAUACGUGUUUACCCAUAAAGACUACCGAGGGAAAGGGUUGGCUGAAAGGUGUAUCUCCCUGGCUAUUGAGUAUACUGAACGGGAAAUAGUCAAACUGUAUGUUGCUGGAAAUGGUACUACUAUUCCUGAUAGCAUGAAUGUUGACAGCUUCAAGAAUAUGGUUCUUGAUAGUGACGGCAACGUUGAUUAUGAAUUGGCAAAUUAUUACUUGGGUAAACAAUAUUUUUGGAUGUUGUAUUCUGGUGUCAAUACCUACUACCAAAGAUUUGGAUUUAAAGGGUAUCCAUUGGAUUUUUAUAAAAUUCCCACCUCAUUGCUAACUAAAGCACAAGAAAAAGUGAUUGUUGAGCUUAUAAAAGGAAGUACCAGUGAUGAAUCAGAAAAGUUGAUGGGUAAGAGUCUCAAAUUAUUGAGGGCCGACAACCAAUCUGAUCAAGAUAUCAUAAAGUUCAUAUUGCAAACCAAAGAAUUGCAAAUGAUUACGGAAUUGAAUAAAUUGACUUUCCACCUGAAACUUCAACAUAGUCAAAAAUCGUCUUCGUCUUUACUUAACAUGAAGGAUGCAUUGUCCAUGACUCCUAAACCAGACUCUGGGUCCCUGGAAGAAUUUGUGUUGGGCCAUGCAAACUCAUAUCCCCUGCCAACUAUGACUCCACCAUCAGUGCAAAACAAUCAAACCAUUCCAAAAAUUGCAAUUAAACCAUCUUAUGAAACGUUUCAAUGGAAUGUACGCGUUGAACAAUGUGAUGCCCAACCCAAAUACAACCCGGAUAAUCCCCACUCUGUGGAUUUUACCAAUAUCCAAGGUGCGAUAAUCACCAACGAAUUACAACAAAGAUCAUACUACAUUCUUUGGAAUACGCUUAUGCAUGCGCAAUUUUUUAUUUUAGGCAUGGGGGAAAUCAAGUUUGAUACGGGACAUCCAAGAAGGAGAGGGUCUUCACUUGCUUCAUUAUCGGCACUUAACGAGUUGGGUGGAUACAAUUUCCAAGACCUUGAUAUCUUGUUCAGUACCGCCAUGUAUGUUGCCAAACAGAGAGAUCACAAACUCGAACAUAUUCUGGUAUCGGUGAAUGACGUGCCAGACGAGAUUCCCGAUGCUGUCAUGUAUGAUUUUUUUAUGAAUUAUCUCCCAAUGACAACAUCUUUUGAAUCACAGGAAGUGAAUCAACUGGUACAAACAAAGGACCGAGGUAAAGUUGAACUAAUCAAGAAUGCUGCAAAACAGAUGGAAUUUUUGCCAAUGUUGAAGAAAUUUGGUACUAAAAACCAUGAAUUUGAUUUGGAUUGGAUAUACAGUGGUAUGUUGUCAUGGGGUUAA